Molecule: messenger RNA, 1217 nt
Organism: Pyrus x bretschneideri (Chinese white pear)
Lineage: Eukaryota; Viridiplantae; Streptophyta; Magnoliopsida; Rosales; Rosaceae
Product: BAG family molecular chaperone regulator 4
Biological process (GO): protein stabilization
Cellular component (GO): cytoplasm
Molecular function (GO): protein-folding chaperone binding; adenyl-nucleotide exchange factor activity
Source: RefSeq, a predicted model, not a curated record
AUCUCAUUAUCUCCCUCAAACCCUCACUCAGUCGCUAUCUAGUCAAUACCGUCGAUACAAAACCCUUCUUUUCCCAAAUUCUCGAACCCCAGCCCGACACUUUCCAUUUCGAGAUACCCCGACUCGAUUCGCGCCCCAUUUUUUAUGAUGGUGAAAAGCAAUCCGAACCCGAAUCCGAAGGCGCUGGUCCAGAGGCGGGAAGAUGAGGACAAGGCGGCAGUGGCUGCUGGCGUUGGUGCUUCCGCCUCCCCUCGUGGGCCCAUGAUCAAGAUCGACGUCGUUCUCGGCCCUGGGAACGGGCCCCGCUACGAGCUCUUCCUCCCUGCCCAGUCCACUUUCGGGGAUAUGAAGAAACAUGUUGCACAGAAGACUAAUUUGGAGCCAGAGGCGCAGAGACUCUUUUUCAGGGGGAUGGAGAAGGCAGAUGAGGAGCAUCUGGACAUUGCCGGUGUGAAGAAUAAUUCGAAGGUGCUGCUUCUGGAAGCCCGAAAGGAGAGUAAGGUUGAGGAGGUAAAUCAAAGCAAUGAGAUGCCAGUCGGUGCUGGAGAAGUUGGAGUCAACAGCAAAAAGAUGCCAAACAGUGGUGGAGAUGUUGGAGGCAAAAGCAAUGUCAUGUCAAAAGCUUCUCAAGCGAUUGCUGAAGUCAGAGCCGAGGUUGAUAAGCUCGCGGAGAGGGUUACUGCCUUGGAAGUGGCUGUGGCUGGCAGGAACGAGGUUUCCGAUAAAGAAUUUGUUGUGCCAACAGAGUUGCUCAUGAGGCAGUUGCUGAAAUUGGACGGCAUUCAAGCUGAAGGAGAAGAAAAAAUGCAACGCAAGGCAGAGGUGCGACGUGUCCAGAACUUUGUGGAUGCAUUGGAUGCUCUAAAGGUGAGGAACAGCAAUCCAGUUAACAACAGUAGCAAUGCUGUCACAGUAACAACCGAGUGGGAGACCUUUGACUCUGGAGUUGGAUCCCUGAAUCCCCCAACGUCAACGCCAGAGCCAUCUUCAACAGAACCAAAUCAGGAAUGGGAACACUUCGAUUAGCCAAAGUUCUAUCUACUUUUCUGGGUUUUAGGAUUCAGAGUGGGACAUAGGAUACUCUAGCAUGUAAAGUAGCUAUUUUUGGGUACUGGUACCCACGUUAACAGUUCAAGGGUUUGUAUGACAACCUUAAAUCACUGUAAAGGAAACUACCAUCUGCUCAGAUCAAAUGGAAUUGGUAUACUUUGGAUUCA